Molecule: messenger RNA, 2643 nt
Organism: Herpailurus yagouaroundi (jaguarundi)
Lineage: Eukaryota; Metazoa; Chordata; Mammalia; Carnivora; Felidae
Gene: FDFT1
Product: farnesyl-diphosphate farnesyltransferase 1
Exons: 7
Coding region: 32-1489 (485 amino acids)
Biological process (GO): cholesterol biosynthetic process; farnesyl diphosphate metabolic process
Cellular component (GO): endoplasmic reticulum membrane
Molecular function (GO): squalene synthase [NAD(P)H] activity
Source: RefSeq, a predicted model, not a curated record
UGGGGCGCGCCUCCCGGAUCGGCUCGGGUCUAUGGAGGAAAAAUUCUACGCCAGCCCUGCGAUUUCCAUGGCCGCAGCCGCCUGCGGCACCAAGGCCAUGUCCCUAUUCAAACGGACCUUGGUGCUGAGCCCCGCCGCGGCGCCCCGGGGUACGGGCACGGGCUCCCCGCCACGCGGCUGCCCCUUGCCUCCCGCCGCCUGGCCCUCCAAGGACUGGCCGCGCGCAGAGGGCGUCUGCGGCAGGCUGCGGAGCCCGCCGGUGGCCGGCCGCCUGCCCCAUUCCCACUCCUGCUCCGCCGCGUCUCCCACCGCCGUGUGUCUUCUCUGCCCGCAGGAUUCGCUCAGCAGCAGCUUGAAAACUUGCUACAAGUAUCUCAAUCAGACUAGUCGCAGUUUCGCAGCUGUCAUCGAGGCGCUGGAUGGGGAAAUGCGCCAUGCGGUAUGCAUAUUUUAUCUGGUCCUCCGGGCUCUGGACACUCUGGAAGAUGACAUGACCAUCAGUGUAGAAAAAAAGGUCCCACUGUUGCACAACUUCCACUCUUACCUUUAUGAACCAGACUGGCGGUAUAUGGAGAGCAAGGAGAAGGAUCGACAAGUGCUAGAGGACUUCCCAACGAUCUCCCUCGAGUUUAGAAAUCUGGCUGAGAAAUAUCAAACGGUGAUUGUUGACAUUUGCCGGAAAAUGGGAUUUGGGAUGGCGGAGUUUUUGGAUAAACACGUGACAUCCGAACAGGAGUGGGACAAGUACUGUCACUAUGUCGCCGGGCUGGUGGGAAUUGGCCUUUCCCGUCUGUUCUCAGCCUCAGAGUUAGAGGACCCCCUAGUUGGUGAAGAUGUAGAACGUGCCAAUUCUAUGGGCCUGUUUCUGCAGAAAACAAACAUCAUUCGUGAUUAUCUGGAAGACCAACGAGAAGGAAGAGAGUUUUGGCCUCAAGAGGUUUGGAGCAAGUAUGUUAAGAAGUUGGGUGAUUUUGCUAAGCCACAGAAUAUUGACUCGGCUGUGCAGUGCCUGAACGAACUUAUAACCAACGCACUACACCACAUCCCAGAUGUCAUCACUUACCUUUCAAGACUUAGAAACCAAAGUGUGUUUAACUUCUGUGCUAUUCCACAGGUAAUGGCCAUUGCAACUUUGGCUGCCUGUUAUAAUAACCAGCAGGUGUUCAAAGGCGUAGUGAAGAUCCGAAAAGGACAAGCAGUAACUCUAAUGAUGGAUGCCACCAAUAUGCCAGCUGUCAAAGCUAUAAUAUACCAGUAUAUGGAAGAGAUUUAUCAUAGAAUUCCCAGCUCAGACCCAUCUUCUAGUAAAACAAGACAGAUCAUCUCCACCAUCAGGACACAGAAUCUUCCCAAUUGUCAGCUGAUCUCCCGAAGUCACUACUCCCCUAUUUACCUGUCAUUUGUCAUGCUCUUGGCUGCCCUGAGCUGGCAGUAUCUGAGCACCCUGUCCCAGGUCACAGAAGACUAUGUUCAGACUGGAGAGCACUGAUUGGGUAAGAGUGGGAGCUAACGCUCGCCGUGGAAUAGACUGACCUUUCCUUCAAGGAAGGAUGUUGGUUUCCCCCUCCCCCUCCAUUUCCCUCCUGCUCUAAUUCCUAAGAGAACUCUGUGGACUUGGACCUUUAGAAACUGUGACAUGCAGUUGAGAGGAUGACGAUAAAAGGGAAGGAUAGCUCACCCUCAGCUGGCAGGUACUUGUGGGCAUGCUCACAUCUGCGCAAGGUGGCCAACAGUCGGGUGCUCCUCGCUGCAGGGCAGAGGAAAUGGUUGCGUAUGGGGUUGCUGAGAGAUCUUAUUUCGUGUGAGUCCUGGCUAGAAUUCUAAUGAAAUGUAUUUAAUUUGAAGCAACCUCGGAAUACAUGUCCUAGCAGGAAGUGAAUUUUUCUCGGUUUGGUUCUGAUUUUUCUCAUUCUGUUUUCUCUUCAGUUGAUUUCAGUGUGGCAGAUGUCAGUGUUUGUAGCUCUAGGUGGUGGUCCCACGUUUCCUAAGAAGGCAACUGUCUUCUGCACGUGAAGGCUAAGGAUUCACUUCUGGGUGUUCUGGAAUGGUUUCCUCAUUUAAAAGGAGAUUAGCUUUCCCAGAGAAACUGCAGGAUUGCCUUUGGCCCCAUUGUAGAAGACUGGCCUCCAGUCAAGGCUGACUUUUUGAGAAGACACUAUACGUAAAGAUACGUUUGUAAAAAAGAAUGCAAUUACUCUGCAUUUGUCAAGGGCAGUUCACUUGAAAGCCUGGAGGCACAUGGCAAAUAACUCAAGAGCGGAGUUAGUGAUCGAGGGCCAGGGGGCCUGGCCCGCCGCUGCCCGCAGAGCGGACCAGAGCGGUACCAAGAGCGAGGAUCCAGCUGCCUGGCCCCAGCUCCACUGCGCCCGCCGGAGAUGAGCAAGUGACAGCAUUGCCUCACUGCCCAGCCCGUAACCUGCAUUAACUCUGCCAGCCUACUCUAAAGUGGGCCGAUUCUCUUAGCCGCAGCAGAUUUUAUUACAUCCAGGGGGCUUGUGGUCGUGGUGGUUGUUGUUAUUGUUUUGUCCUUUGUUUCUGUUUUUAAAAAAAAUCACGUUUAUACACUGAAGUUUCAACAAAGACAAAAAUGUUUUCAGGUGAUGGGCUGGGAAGCCGAAUGUACUUAGCCUAAUUCUUCUAGCA